Molecule: messenger RNA, 2094 nt
Organism: Diatraea saccharalis (sugarcane borer)
Lineage: Eukaryota; Metazoa; Arthropoda; Insecta; Lepidoptera; Crambidae
Source: the annotation of a GenBank genome assembly
AUGUUUGGACCUAAUGUACCAAAGCCGGGAGGUGUGAAAAAAGGUUGGAUGCGACAAUUUGUUGUCGUGUGCGAUUUCAAAUUGUUCCUUUACGACAUAUCACAAGAUAGUCAGGUCCUGGAUAUGCGGGACCCCGAAUUCAGUGUUACUUCUGUUAAGGAAUCUGACGUCAUACACGCCAGCAAACGUGACAUACCUUGUAUAUUUAGGAUAUCAACCUCCCAAUUGGAAGGUGGUAAAAGAUCUCAUACGUUAAUGUUAGCUGAAUCAGAAUCGGAGAAGACGAAAUGGGUGGUCGCUCUGAGCGAACUUCAUAGGAUACUGAAGAGGAACAAUCUACCGGACAAAUGUGUGUACAGCGCGUGCGUGGUGGUAGAAGGUGGGGGUAGCGCGUGUAGCGCUCUCCGUGGCGCGAUGUGCGCGUGCGUGGUUGAGGGGGCGCGUGUGGUGGUGGGGGGAGAUGCAGGACUCGCGCUACUAGACUUGGAGAGGGGGGAGUUAACGCCGCGGAGACAUCACGCGCCGGUCGCGCGUCUGCUCUACGUGUUGUCCGAGCAGCUACUGGUGGUGAUAGCGGGUCGCGGUCGACACGUUCGUUUGGUUCCGAUACGUGCGUUGGAAUGUUCGGAGGUGGAAUGCGUCAAGUUAGCAGAGUCCAAAGGUGCCGUUGACAUCGCCGCUGGAGAAUUACACGCGUCCGCUUAUGGAUUUGCGGUAGUCUGCAAACGACAGGUGACUAUAUGUACAAUACACGGCACGAAAAUAAACAUUGCGCUGAAAAAGAUAACAGAUAUCGACGGAGGUAAAGUGUGCAGUGGGAGAAAUUUGACCAUAGCAACAGGAUCUAGUGUUAUUCCGCGCUUGACGUUAUCUUCCCGCCAUUUGCAAAUGCACUUUUUUCAUUUAUAAGUACGCUCAAGAAAUAAAGUGAUUUAUUAGUGUACUUAAUUCUCCCGUUGUUGUAAGAUUUUUGGGCUUUGGAUAUUUAAAUCAUUCUAAAGUGUAAUAUUUCAUUAAAACGUUAUCCACAAUAAUAUACAUACGUAAUACAUUUGUUACCUACCGACUUAUAGUACUCUUAUUUUUAAAAUAUUUUUUUUACCCCAAUUAUACCGCCGAAAUGUCGCCUUAUUGGGUUUAUUUUCGUAUCGGGCACUGUACAAGUAUUACUACUCGUACGACUUAACAUAACCCUGAAGGCCUAUUCUAUUUCGAAAUACUAAUAUGAUUCUAAAGAAACGCAUUUUUUGAUAAAUUUACGAUGCAAUAGAGGUAGGGAUUGGAACUGAAUCCGAUGCACAGAUAAUCUUCACGAAAUUAAAACUACAGUUUUAAAUUUUCCCAGUUUUCGUUAGUGGAUAUAAAUUAGGGGCCUAUAAUAUAUCAGGUGUCCUUUUAAUUCGAACAUGAUAUAAUAACAAAACAUUAAUUUCAGAACUCGUACGUGGUGAAUGUAUACGAGAUAACUCGCACUGCCGCGCGCCGUUGUCGAAUCGCGGAACUCCGAGCACCGAGUGCAGUACUCAGCGUGCAGUUGUCGCGGGGCAAACUAAUACUCGGUUACAGGUACUUUACCUAUAAUAUUAAAUAUAUGAAACUAAUAUUAAAAGAUGAAACGCGUUUAUUUCUGAUCAUUUUGAUACUAUUUAAUUAUUUAGUAACACCAUCAAGAUUAAAACAGUUAACAUAUUUUUUAAGGAAUUAGUACAAAUGCAAUCUUAAUUGCAGGUGUUACACGAUAGACAUAAAAACAGUCAUACUAAAACAAUUAAGUCGCAGAGCGGAAAAAUCUAAAUUACAGAAGAUAAAUUACGGAAGAGUAAUAUUAUUGAAAUAAGGAGCAAUUCCAAUUCAUGUAAUUAUAAUAAUAAUAAGUCUAUCGAUGUAAAAUUAUUGAAAACAAUCAGAAAACAAAUUAUAUUAAAUAUAUGAAAAAGAAAAUUAAAUUAUGUUACAUGUCGGGGAUAUUAUCAUCAGUCAAUAAAUUAAUUAAAGGAUAAAAAAAUUAAAUAAUUCUUAAAUGUCAACUUCCAAAACAAAAGCCAAAUGCGGAUAGAUCAAACCAUGUUUACUUCAUUUAAUUAUGCAAAUGUC